This is a messenger RNA of Esox lucius (northern pike), 781 nucleotides long. RefSeq names its product chemokine (C-C motif) ligand 20a, duplicate 3 (gene ccl20a.3). Lineage: Eukaryota; Metazoa; Chordata; Actinopteri; Esociformes; Esocidae. Gene Ontology annotation, biological process: inflammatory response; positive regulation of GTPase activity; immune response. Gene Ontology annotation, molecular function: chemokine activity; CCR chemokine receptor binding. Gene Ontology annotation, cellular component: extracellular region. The record is from RefSeq and is marked provisional.
ACACAUCUACUGAAGGUCUUUGAAGACAAGACAGUAACUCAGCUCAGAUCAUCAGUAACCACAGCGCCACAGAAGAGAUGGCCCAGAUGAGAGCUCCUGUGAUAGCACUGCUCAUGAUCCUGGCUGUGGGGCUGUUUACUAAUUCAGAAGCUCAACAAGGCUGUUGUAUGAGUUACUCCACUGGUAGGAUUCCCUUUAAUCGCAUUCGUGGAUAUUCAAUACAGACAGUGACGAGACAAUGCAACAUCAAUGCCAUUAUUUUCCACAUAUUCAAAGGGAGAAAUAUAUGUGUGGAUCCCAUCCAGGGUUGGGUUAUGCAGAAUAUUCGCAAGCUGAAAGAGAAAGCCAUCCAGCUGAACAUGAAAAAAUUGCAAGCAAAUUAGUCAUCCCAAAUGAGUCUGGAGAAAGAUUGUUUGAGUUUCUUUCUUCAAAAACGGAGGAAAACACAAACAUCCUUGAACUCUGCUGUAUUUAAUUUCUGUGGUAUACAUUCUGUUGUACCAUGGAUAUCAUUAUUCAGCGCUCAAACCACCUGGUUUAUAAUGUCUGUUAUCCAACUGCUUCUAUCUCAGGCAUAUUUCUGUACAGAAAAGCAUAAUGCACGUAUUCCUAUUUUUGGAAUUAAAUAUAAUUUUUUUAUGAGCAUCAGAUGUAUGUUGUUUUAAAACUUUAAUUUUAAAGUUCUUAUGAUCAGAUGAUAGAUCACAUUUGUUUAGUUUUUUUUUUACUGUUACUAGUACUUGGUUAAAAAUGUGAUAUCUUAAAUAAAGAUUUUAAAAUG